ACCGGCUAUUCCCUGUGACCCAAAGGCCCAUAUAAACAGCCCAUCUUCUCCCAUGCAUUACCGUACCCUUUUUAACCCAUUUUCUUGAAUUUCCUACAAAGCCGAUGCCGAGAAAUUUCUUCGAACGUAUAGCCGUCGGGCGGUACCAAGAUGAGGUGCAACACCCUGGCGCCAUCAAGGCGUUUGCGGCGGAGUUCAUAAGCACACUUAUCUUUGUGUUCGCAGGCCAAGGUUCUGGAAUGGCUUUCACUAAGCUCACGGACGGUGCAGCAAACAGCCCUGCUGGGCUAGUGGCUGCAGCACUAGCCCAUGCUUUUGGGUUGUUUGUAGCUGUGUCCGUCGGAGCAAAUAUCUCCGGCGGACAUGUCAACCCGGCCGUGACUUUUGGAGCAUUUGUUGGUGGUAACAUCACUUUGCUCCGUGGGAUCUUUUACAUCAUAGCUCAACUUCUUGGAUCCGUUGUAGCUUGCGUAUUGCUUCUCUUUUCUACUGGUGGUUUGACAACCGCCGGCUUUGCAUUGGGGGCCGAAGUAUCCGUAUGGAACGGAUUGGUGUUUGAAAUCGUGAUGACUUUUGGGUUGGUCUACACGGUGUACGCCACCGCCGUUGACCCAAAGAAGGGAGAUAUUGGCAUAAUCGCACCCAUUGCAAUUGGGUUCAUUGUUGGUGCCAACAUUUUAGCCGGUGGUGCAUUCACGGGCGCAUCAAUGAACCCUGCAGUUGCAUUCGGGCCAGCUGUUGUUAGCUGGGAUUGGGCCAACCAUUGGGUUUACUGGGCUGGACCACUUGUUGGUGGCGGUCUUGCUGCAGUCAUAUAUGAGCUCUUAUUCAUUGGACGUUCUCACGAGCCACUGCCCCAAUCCGAGUUUUAAUUUGACUUAGGGUUCAAGCAUGUAAUUUAUGUGUUGUUUUAAUAACGGUGUGUACUUUCUCGGGUUCAUGUUGUUUUAUGUGAGUGGUCGUAAAUCCGUCAAGAAAUGUUCAAGUAUUAGUACAUUGUUUCGACCCGAAAUAAAUUGUGUUAAAUGAAAAUCUUCUUGGUAAUGAU
Molecule: messenger RNA, 1048 nt
Organism: Helianthus annuus (common sunflower)
Lineage: Eukaryota; Viridiplantae; Streptophyta; Magnoliopsida; Asterales; Asteraceae
Product: probable aquaporin TIP1-1
Exons: 2
Coding region: 105-872 (255 amino acids)
Biological process (GO): water transport; transmembrane transport
Cellular component (GO): plant-type vacuole membrane
Molecular function (GO): water channel activity
Source: RefSeq, a predicted model, not a curated record